AUGAUUUCUGUAUUCAAAAAAUUAAGCCGGCACUACAACAAUGAAAAUUUUACACCGACCUUCAAAAAAUAUUGCAAAUAUUUAUGGACUAUUUGCUUAUUACUGGCUUUUUGUGGCAUCGUUGCUUAUGGAUUGACAUUCCUUAUUUUUCGAUAUUAUGGAAAUCAAGACUUCAUUAUUGAGCAUCAGGAAAUACUGUAUCAACUUUCUACAGUGAAACCAGACCCAAUAAAUACAAAAAAUCGUGACUAUAAAAAGCGAAUCGUAGGAUACUACUACAGAAAUGGAAAUGAUUCAAUCAUGAUGGGUCAACUUGCUAAGCUAACACAUGCUGUAUUCGCAUUUCUGGAGCUCCAUCCGGAUGGAACCAUUCAUUUUGAGAGUAGAAAAGCAAAAGAAAGUUUUCUCUAUUUGCGAAAAUUGGCAAGUAUAUUGAAGUUUGACGCGAAAAUAAUGUUUUCCAUUGGUGGACCAGCCAACACACAGUUCUUUUCUCCGAUUAUACAAAAUGAGGAAAUGAAGAGAAAAUUCAUUGAUUCAAUAAUAUAUUUUCUGAAACAGUACAAACUUGAUGGAGUUGAUUUGUUUUGGAAAUGGUCAUCAAGCGGAGACAAAUUUACAUAUUCAUCAUUCCUACAAGAGUUAAAGCAUAAACUCAGAAGCCAUCGUCAAAACUAUAUAAUAUCAAUAGUGUUACCACCCGCUGGAGUAGAUACAUGGGAACUCGGGUACGAUUUGGAAGAAAUAAUGGAACAUGUAGAUUUUAUGAAUGUCUAUUCAAUGGAUUACUCUGGGCCAUGGGAUAAUCAAUGGGGUACACCUACUGGACCAUCUGCACCGUUGGCAUUCAAUAUUGGACCUAGGAAAAAUUUCAAUGUGGACUGGACGAUGAAGUAUUAUUCUUGUAAAACUCAACAACCCGGCAAAUUCAAUAUGGUAAUUCCAUUUUAUGCAAGAUACUGGAACAAUGUACAAGAAGCCGUUGAUCCAAGAACUGAAGUCUUCAGAAAUGCAGAAAUUCGGAAUAACAGAGCAGAUGGUGUCCCGUACAUGGAUCGAAGUUCUGCUGACUAUAAAAUGGCGUCGUGGGACAAUUUGACAAGUACUCCGUACAUAUGGAAACCGGAUGAACGACGAUUUUUCACUUUUGAAAACCAAAAAAGUAUUGCAAUCAAAACUCGAUAUGCUAUUGAUAUGAAUUUGGGAGGUGUAUGGAUUUGGUCAGUGGAUAUGGGUGAUCAUGGAAAUGUCCUCCUGAGUGCGGUUGCUUCUCAAGAAUUUUUAACGUCUAAAAACAAUGGAAAAAAUAAAUAUAAAUGUUGA
Caenorhabditis elegans is the source of this 1323-nucleotide messenger RNA. RefSeq names its product GH18 domain-containing protein (gene chil-16). Gene Ontology annotation, molecular function: chitin binding. Lineage: Eukaryota; Metazoa; Nematoda; Chromadorea; Rhabditida; Rhabditidae. Gene Ontology annotation, biological process: carbohydrate metabolic process. The record is from RefSeq and is marked reviewed. The transcript has 4 exons. The coding region runs from base 1 to 1323 and encodes 440 amino acids.